AUGGUGUUGCAAUACUUUGCCACUCGAUCUUCGACCUCGGUGAUGAGCUUGCGUUAUAAACUUCAGUUUCUCAAGAAGGGAGAAGAUAUUAUGCGUGUGUACAUUGCCAAGGUUAAAGAAGUUUGUGAUGCCUUGGCUUCAUGUAGAAGUUUGAUUCCUCUGGUAGGGCAUAUUACUAGUAUUUUGAAGGGUUUACUGCGUGAGUGUCAGCCUUUUAUGGCUGUUAUUACAUCAAGUGAUGACAUGUUGCCUUUGGAUAAGGUAUGCACCAUGCUUAUAGAUGUAGAAACACAGAUUACUGGGUUUGCUGCUCAAGAAGAAAUUGUAGUGGCUACAACUCACCUUACUCAUGGAUCUGGUCCUGGUGACUUCUCUAAAUGUUCAUAUUCAAACUAUGAUAAAUAUCGUAUGUCAACUGCUUGUGAUGUGCAUCAUGUCACUCCUGAUGCUGAUAUUAUAACCCACUGUACUGGUCGUAGUGGUCCAGGUAAGCUGGUUGUGGGUGAUGGUGUUUCAUUAGCUGUUGAUUUGGUUGGUAAUACGACCAUGCAGUUUUCUUCUAGAAUGUUGUUAGUCAAUGAUUUGCUUCAUGUGCCUGGUAUAACUCAGAAUUUACUUUCUGUAUCCAAGUUUGCUAGGGACAUCAACGCUGUGCAAAGUGAUUGGGGUGGGGAGUAUCGCAACCUCUCGUCUGUUUUGUUGACAAUGUUGCUUUGCCCUCACAUGUCUGAGCAGAAUAGUGUAGUAGAAAGGAAUCAUCGACACAUCAUUGAACUUGCUUGGGUCUUGAAUGGACUAUCACCUCACAAGAAGUUGUGGGGGAAGAAACUAGAGUAUGAGUUCAUGAAGGUCUUUGAGUGCAAGUGUUUUCCUCACUUGAGAAUGUUUCAGCAGCACAAACAUGAUUUUCGGUCUCAACUAUGGAUUUUUAGUUCAAGUAAGGCUACUGUGCCUUGUAAACAGAAAUCUACAACAAUUAAACUUAUAACCGUAUGCGACAGUUUCAAACCGAUAGUUGAUGUAAAUACAUAUAGUGUUGAUGGAGGUUCGGGUGAUAUGGGUCAGACCACUAUAGAUAUGGGUGAUACUUCUCUAGGAGCUGCAGUUCAACAAGAACAAGGUGGUGCAACUUCCGUCAAUGCAGCUGAGGAUGAUGAUCUAGUGGGUCGAGUGCAGCCUGUGGCUGUGUCUGAUUUCUUUCACAAUGUUGCUCCUCCACCUAAGUUGUAUUUGGCUAGCUAUGAUGAUAUGGAACCUGUGAAUGUAUAUGAGGCACUUCAGCCUUCUCAUUGGAGAGUUGCAGUGCACGUAGAAUUUGAAGCUUUACGAAAGAAUGGUACAUGGAUUCUUUUGAAGCUUCCUGAAGGGCGGUCAGUGGUUGGAUGUAAAUGGCUUUUUAAGUUGAAAAAGAACCCUGAUGGCUCGAUCAACAGAUAUAAAGCUAGAUUGGUGUACAUGAAUAAUUCAUUUUUGCAUGGUGAUAUUCAUGAUGAGGUUUUCAUGCAACAACCACAUGGGUUCGAACAAGUAGCUGCUGAUGGUAGUCCUUUGAUUGAGGAAGUAGUGAGGUUGCUUGGGAGUGAGUUUGCCUUAACAGACCUUGGUGAUCCAUAUUAUUUUUUGGGCAUAGAAGUUAAGCGUUAUGGAAGUUCAUUGAUUCUUAGCCAACAUAAGUUUAUUUUAGAGCUAUUAAUGAAGACUACGAUGAGUACUGCCAAUUCUACCUCUACACCUAUGAUUAUAUCCGCUAAGUUGAAUCAAGGUGCAUGA
Molecule: messenger RNA, 1770 nt
Organism: Hibiscus syriacus
Lineage: Eukaryota; Viridiplantae; Streptophyta; Magnoliopsida; Malvales; Malvaceae
Exons: 9
Coding region: 1-1770 (589 amino acids)
Source: RefSeq, a predicted model, not a curated record